AUGUCAGCGCUCAGCAUCGAAAGGCUUUUUGGAGUGAAAGGCUAUGUAGCCGUAGUCACUGGAGGCAGUAGUGGACUGGGUUUCAUGAUAAGUAAGGGACUGGUCGCAAACGGCGUGAAGGUCUAUGUCGUGGCUUUGCCGACUGAACCAAUAAAAGAGAAAGUAGCUGAGCUUAAUGACAUUGGACGUUCUGUAGGCGGCUCGGCGCAUGGAUUGUCUUGCGACGUUAGCAAUAAAGACCAGAUUGCAGAGCUAGCAGCAGCGAUUAGCAGUCUGGAAGACCACAUCGAUGUCUUGGUUUCCAACGCUGGUGUAAGACGUGAUCCUCCAAUCCCUUGCGACGUCCUUUCAGCUCCAUUGUCCGAGCUGCAAGCAUCGAUGUGGUCGUCGCGACAUUCCGAUUGGGCCGAAACAUUCUGUGUGAAUACCACCGCUCAUUACUUCUUGUCCGUGGCAAUGUUGCCUCUCCUGUCUGCAGCUUCGGAAGUCAAGUCGGAAGAUGGACGGCUGGGCAGAGACGAUGGUCGUGGAGCGAUUGUGAUGACAAGUUCUUGCGCAAGCAUGCACAAUGCGACAAACGUGGACCUGACUAGCUACGCUACAAGCAAAGCUGCAACCGACCAUCUCGUCAGAUUGCUAGCCGCUAAGUUCAGUCGAUUCUACGUCCGAGUGGUGGGUAUCAAUCCUGGCUUCGUUCCAAGUAACAUGAACCCAGUGGGCAAAGCAGGAAACAUGUUCAGCUCUCUGUUCGCUCGAGUCCCAGCCAAACGGGCUGGUCGGGACGAGGAUAUCGCUGGGGCCGUCAUCUAUCUUAUCAGCAGAGCCGGGGCUUACAUUGAUGGAGUAUCUAUCUCUAUUGAUGGAGGUCGUGUUCUUGUUGCCAACGGACAAGAGUGAACCAUCCAUACUCCACGAUAUGUUGGAAGGAAGUCCACUAGACGGUCGAUGAACAUUGUUAUCUGCUGCCAAG
Messenger RNA from Aureobasidium pullulans EXF-150, 970 nucleotides. Its product is annotated as NAD(P)-binding protein. NCBI's taxonomy places the organism in Eukaryota, Fungi, Ascomycota, Dothideomycetes, Dothideales, Saccotheciaceae. The transcript has 5 exons. Bases 1 to 897 code for a protein of 298 amino acids. The record is from RefSeq and is a predicted model, not a curated record. Gene Ontology annotation, molecular function: oxidoreductase activity.